AAAUAGACAUAUAGAUUUACUUGGCUUUAUACAAACAUAAUUUCCCAGCUCUAGAAUGUGUCAUAGGAGUUCAAGUUCUGUUUAGCUGUUUGGAAUUGUGUUUAAUCGUCUCUGCCUGCAUUCUUUUGUUUUCAGUUGCAACUCUUAACAUUGAAGAGUUCAAGAUGGAAGAAUACAUCCCACCCACGACUAAAAUUCAUUUCCAAAGCAAUAAGGAAUAUCAUGUAUUUCUGAGUUUCAGGGGAGAAGAUGUUAGAAAGAAUCUGGUUGAUCAUCUCUAUGAAGCUCUCACUGCUGCCGGACUCAAUGUCUUCUUAGACACCCACAAAUUGAAAAAGGGGGAAAUAAUUGGGUUGAGCUUGGAAAGAGCAGUGGAGAGCAGUGCCAUACGCAUUCCUAUAUUUUCAAAAGAAUAUGCAGAUUCUGUGUGGUGUCUCAAGGAGGCCGCCGCCAUGUUGAAAACCCCAGACUUGAUCAUUCCUCUGUUUUAUGAUAUGGAUCCAACUAAUGUUAGAUAUCCUCUCAAGGACUCCAGUCCGUACAAGCAAGCAUUUCUAAAACAUUAUACCCAUUCAGAUCAAUGCCAGAGAGAAGAGAUUGAGUGGUGGAAGUAUGGGCUUCAACAGAUCUGUCCAUGUCUACAACUUUAUGGGCAUUCAGUUCGACUCCCAAGAAAAGAGAUUGACGGAUGGAAGAAUGCCCUGAAAGAGAUCUGUUCACGCUCAGGGUGGUCCAUGGAUAUAACUGGAGGCUUCGAAGCUCAGCUAGUGAAGAGGGUGGCGAAUGAUGUAAUUAAGACAUUGGACAGGGUGCCGUUAGAAGUUGCCAAGCACCCAGUUGGAUUGGAAAGCGUGACCGACGAUAUCAUUCACAAAUUUAAACUCAAUUCAAAGGGAGGUGUGGUUAAACCUGGAUUAUGGGGCAUUGGUGGAAUUGGCAAGACCACAGCUGCCAAGGCUCUGUAUAACCAAGUGUAUGGUGAUUUUGAUUCUGCCUCCUUUGUAUUUAAUGUCCGCGCUACUGCUGCAGAUGCCACGGGCCUCACAAAAUUGCAGAGAAAAAUUAUUAAAGAUGUAACCAAAUGUGGUGAAGAAGUGGACAGUGUUGAUGAAGGAAAGUCUUUUUUGAGGGAUCGUCUGGGAGGAAAACGCCUGCUUCUCAUUCUAGAUGAUGUGGAUGAUGUUGUGCAAUUGAAUGCUUUGGUUGGGGAUUGGCUAGCCCCUGGUAGCAGAGUUAUUAUUACUUCUAGAGACAAGCACAUUUUUCAUGUAGCGGGCGUUUCAUCUGAAUGCAUCCACGAGAUGAGUGGAUUGCAGGGAAAUGAAAGUAUCCAGUUAUUUAGUUGGCACGCUUUUCUGAGAGCAUCUCCAAGCCCCACUCAGAAGGAUCUCUCCAAAAGAAUAGUUGAAGCUUGUAAGGGGCAUCCUCUUUCACUGGAAGUGAUUGGAGCCUUUUUGUAUGAUAAGCACAAUGAAACAGAUUGCUGGACAGAAGCUGUCGGCAACAUUACUUUAAACCAAGACAUUCAAAAAACUCUAUACAUUAGCUACAGUGCUCUUAGUGAAGAGGAAAAGGAAAUAUUUCUGGACAUUGCUUGCUAUUUCAUCGGAGAACACAAAAGGUAUCCCAUUGUUUUCUGGAAUUCUUUGUUAAGGAUGGUGCACACAGCUAUCUCUAAUCUUUCCUUGAAGUUACUGAUAAAGAUUGACGAGGAAGGAGUGUUUGAUAUGCAUGAUCAUUUACGAGAUAUGGGGCAAACCAUCGCUGAAGAGGAAAAACAGGGUACCCGACUAUGGGAGACAGCUCAUUUAAGCACCGUAUCCAAUAACACCAAUUUCUCUCGCCUUCGACUGAGUGGAGGUAAUUCACAAAGGGUUGAAACAUUGUACAGACCUGGUCUACGAUUUCUUCACUUGAAGAAUCUGCUCCUUGACACGCUACCCACGAUUCCUUCAAGUUUAAUAUGGUUGAGGUUGGAAGAAUGUAGAUUUGCAAUACAAAAGACAUUUCAAUUCAGUCUUCUGGAUAACAUUUUGCAAUUGAGGAUACUGCAAGUACACGGUGAUGUUUCCAUCUUCUUUCAAUAUUCACUUUCUAAUAUUCUUGCCAACCUAGCACAGCUGCAGCAUUUACAUUUGAAGAGGUGGACAAAAUUAAAUAAAUUUUUUGAUAAUAUUGACAACCUAUCACAGUUGCAGAAUUUAGAUUUGAUUAGAUUUAAAAAAUUAAAGUUCCUUCCUCAUACUAUUGGGAACCUAUCACAGUUGCAGCAUUUAGACUUGAGAGCAUGCACAUUAUUAAAUAAUCUUCCUGAUACUAUUGGUAACCUAUCACAGCUGCAGCAUUUAUACUUGACAGGGUGUACAAAUUUAAAGAACCUCCCUUAUACCAUUGGUAACCUAUCACAAUUGCAGCAUUUAGACUUGAGUUGGUGUAGAAAUUUAAUUAACUUCCCUAAUACCAUUGGCAACCUAUCACACCUACAUCAUUUAAAUUUGAAAGGGUGUAAAAAUUUAAAUAACCUCCUAGAUACCAUUGGCAACCUACCACAGCUGCAACAUUUAGACUUGAAUUGGUGUAGAAAAUAAAAUAACCUCCCUGAUACCAUUGGCAACCUAUCACACCUGCAACAUUUAGACUUGAAUUGGUGUAGAAAAUUAAAUAACCUCCCUGAUACCAUUGGCAACCUAUCACAGUGAAUGCCGACGAGUGACUUAUUCUUCUGACAGUGGUGGGAAGAGAUAUUGAAGGUAAGGUGCGUGCACGAUAAGUAAUGUUACUUCCCUCCAUACGAAAAGAUGUUUAGAGUAGGAGAAUUCAUACACACUUUUUUCUUUUUUGAAUUUGACACAUUUGUGAUUGGUGAUGAGUUUCUUUCCAGAGAUGCGCUCAAGUUUGGAAGAUUGGAGAUUACACUACACCGCUUCUAUGAUGAUCAACGGCUUGAGAUGGCUGAAUUGCAUGCAUUGAGAACAAUUCUGCAAAGAGAUCUUGCAGAGAAGUCGCCAAAGUGACAACUGCACACUAGCUUACUUCUGAUGUUUUCUCUCUAAUUCAAAAUUCAACACAGGUAUUGAUGCGAAGCAUUUCUUUUUAGAUUUACAAUUGAGAUAUAAAGUUACUAUAAAGAGACCUAAUUCAACUUAUUUUGUUCGCGUUGAAAUCAUUCUUCUCCAAUUUAUACUGUUGUUUGAAAAUAUGUGUGUAAUUUAUGACAAAGCUUCAUUUGCUGGUGAAUUGCCAAAACUUUUUCUCCUUAUAUAUACACUUUAUCAUUAGCCAGUGUGAAUCCCAACAAGAUGUGCUCAACUUGCUCAACUUGCUUUUACAAAGCAAUAAUUGUAUCUGCCUCAGUAGAAACUGAAGAAAAUUCACAGGCUGCAUCUAAUACUUGUUGUUCAAUUGCUCAAGUGAUCACGUCAAGUUUGGCAACUACUCUGCCUGUUCCAUUGCCCGCUUCAUAACUGACCGUGCAUCAUCAGCAGCUAAAACAGAGAUGCCUUCACAGUUGGACUCUAUCAUAUCUAACUCCCAUAUGAUCAAAAACAGUAUGGAGAAUCUAAAAGACGUUGAUUGGGACAGUUCUCAGUGUUUUCUAGUCCCCAUCACAGUAGAUUCUGAAUGCACAUAUUCGCAUUAAUCAAUUUCAGAAGAUUCUUCCA
Molecule: messenger RNA, 3662 nt
Organism: Cryptomeria japonica (Japanese cedar)
Lineage: Eukaryota; Viridiplantae; Streptophyta; Pinopsida; Cupressales; Cupressaceae
Product: disease resistance protein RUN1-like
Exons: 4
Coding region: 165-2588 (807 amino acids)
Biological process (GO): signal transduction; defense response
Molecular function (GO): ADP binding
Source: RefSeq, a predicted model, not a curated record